Messenger RNA from Prunus armeniaca (apricot), 198 nucleotides. The record is from the annotation of a GenBank genome assembly. NCBI's taxonomy places the organism in Eukaryota, Viridiplantae, Streptophyta, Magnoliopsida, Rosales, Rosaceae.
AUGCAUGCUUACAUUGCCUCUCAUAAAAUCAAACAGGUGACAAAUGCAGUGGACCAUGUACAAUCAGGGACAGAUGCUCUACAAACUGCAAAGAGCUUGCAAAAGAAGUCAAGGAAAUGCAUGAUGAUUUCCAUAAUCUUGGUCUUGAUUAUUGCACUCAUCAUUGUGCUCUCCAUUCUGAAGCCAUGGAAAAAGUGA